Molecule: messenger RNA, 1845 nt
Organism: Lucilia cuprina (Australian sheep blowfly)
Lineage: Eukaryota; Metazoa; Arthropoda; Insecta; Diptera; Calliphoridae
Product: zinc finger protein 2-like
Exons: 3
Coding region: 178-1821 (547 amino acids)
Biological process (GO): regulation of transcription by RNA polymerase II
Cellular component (GO): nucleus
Molecular function (GO): DNA-binding transcription factor activity, RNA polymerase II-specific; zinc ion binding; RNA polymerase II transcription regulatory region sequence-specific DNA binding
Source: RefSeq, a predicted model, not a curated record
GAGAUUUUAUUGAUUAGUUUAAGGUGUGAAAAGCAUAACAAACAGAUAGACACAGUCUGGCAAUUGUUUAGGGGUAAAAGAAGAAAUGACAUCUGUUUGUUUACAAAUAAAUUUCUUUUACGACAAUUUUGAUAAAAUGGAAAACUUUUAAUAAAUUUUUAAAAUUUACCACAUAAAAUGUUAAAUAUUACUGAAUUAACAUGUCGUGUUUGUUUGGAAGAACAAAAUGUUCUCAUAAACAUCUACGAUGAGUUGGAAGAAUUGCAUACAAACCUAAGCAAACUUUUGGAAACAUGUGCUGAUCUGCAGAUUAUUGAAAGUGAUAUAUUUCCCAAAUAUUUAUGUGAGAAUUGUACUAGAGAACUUUUAAUAACAUCAAAAUUUCGUGAAAAAUGUAAUAAAUCCAAAGAAAUACUUUAUGAAUUAUUAGAAAACUCAAGGAUUAUAGAAAUUGAGGAGACCUCAGCUAACUCCAAUGAUAUAAUAGAAUAUUGCGCAGAUGAUUUAAGUGAUUUAGUUGAAGAAGAUUUAAUAAUUGAAGAGGAAUCUGUAGACAAGGAAACAGCUGAGAUAGAAACAAUACAAGAUGUAGAAAUAAAUGAGCAGCAAGAAAGUACUUUAUCUCUACUAAGGAAAAACGUUACUGAAAAAAGGAAUGAAAUUGAGAUAAAUCAACAACUGGAAACUAACAUAGAAGAUACUGCAACAUUAGACAAUAAUAGCGAAAGUUUACCUUUAAUAGAAGAAGAAACCGAGACCGGAGACAUAAUUCCUAUUAUAGUUUCUUGGAAUGAUACCGCUGUAGCGGAGGCGCAGGAAGCAGAAUCUAUGCUAACAAGUUCAACUAAAGCAUUUAAUGAAAAACUGAAAAGAUCUCAUAUGUAUAAAUGUGAUAUAUGUGGAGCCAUAUUUAAACAGGCAAUUAAUCUACAAAAGCAUUUACAAAAAUCACACGAUCCCAUACAUUGUUUUACAUGUAGUAAAUGUGAACAUUGGUUCUCUUUAGAAACAGAGUUUAAUAAACAUGUUGAAAACUGUAAUUAUUUAGAUAUAAACAACGAAGUUAUUGCGGAAAAUAACAACCAAAAAACUGCUAAAACUGCUAAAACUCCAGCAACAGUAUAUGAACAAGAUCCAAAUCGUAAAUGUGUGUAUUGUGAACGUGAUUUUCCUACUCCAUUCGCUUUGCGUAUGCAUUUAAGAACUCACACAGGAGAGCGUCCAUUUCAAUGUAAAUAUUGCACAAAAUCCUUUAAAACACAAUCACAACUAAAUGUUCAUCAUAAAAGGCACACUGGCCAGGCAGACUUUAUUUGCACAAUUUGCAAUAAAACCUUUUAUGAACAGAGUAACCUUACGGUUCAUAUGCGUUCUCAUACCGGAGAACGUCCUCAUGUUUGUACAGUUUGCAAUAAAACUUUUACUCGUGUUUUUCUCUUGCAAUUUCAUAUGAGAACACAUACGGGGGAAAAACCUUAUAAAUGUACUUAUUGUGAUAAAAGUUUUCGCCAGCAUACCGAUUUACGUAGUCACUUGACCAUACAUACGGGCCAAAAACAACACAUUUGUAUUUUAUGUGGUAAAUCUUAUAUAAAACGUUCACAUUUAGUGCAACAUAUGCGGAAACAUCAGCUACACACAGCUGCCGAUGGUGUAGAAACUGUGGAAGCUGCAUUUUAUGAAAAUGAGCCUAGCACAGAGGAACUAAAUACGGCUACUGAUAAUCUUCAAAAUUAUGUACAAAAUCCCGAAAUUCUUUAUAAUUUUGAUGAGAUUAUAGAAAGUGAAGAUGUUAGCUCACAAAUGGAGGAAUCCAGUUAAUAAAUUUGGUUUAUUUAUUAAAAA